Messenger RNA from Danio aesculapii, 2263 nucleotides. RefSeq names its product serine incorporator 1 (gene serinc1). The coding region runs from base 93 to 1472 and encodes 459 amino acids. NCBI's taxonomy places the organism in Eukaryota, Metazoa, Chordata, Actinopteri, Cypriniformes, Danionidae. The record is from RefSeq and is a predicted model, not a curated record. The transcript is spliced from 10 exons. Gene Ontology annotation, cellular component: membrane.
UUCCGGCUUCAUCAGACAGCGGAGCUGCAUUGUAAACACACCGCGUCCAUUUUCAAACCCGUCCGGAAAAAUAUUGCACAUCACCGACGAACAUGGGGGCCGUACUUGGGCUUUGUUCCAUGGCCAGUUGGAUCCCUUGCCUUUGUGGCAGUGCUCCUUGCCUGCUGUGCGGAUGCUGCCCGAGUGGAAACAACUCCACUGUCACUCGGCUGAUCUAUGCCUUCUUUAUGCUGCUGGGUGUGGGCAUCGCCUGCAUUAUGCUCAUGCCGGGCAUGGAGGGGCAAUUGAAGAAGAUUCCAGGCUUUUGUGAAGGAGGAAUAGGUUCAUCCAUUCCAGGAGUGGAAGGUCAUGUUAACUGUGAUGUGCUGGUGGGCUAUAAAGCUGUUUAUCGUGUGUGCUUUGGGAUGGCCAUGUUCUUUCUGCUCUUCUCUCUCAUCAUGGUCAAGGUCAAGAGCAGCCAGGACCCGAGAGCUGCUGUGCAUAACGGGUUUUGGUUCUUCAAGUUUGCUGCAGCCACUGCUAUUACAGUCGGAGCAUUCUUCAUUCCUGAGGGGCCUUUUACUACUGUCUGGUUUUACGUUGGGAUGGCUGGAGCAUUUUGCUUCAUCCUCAUUCAGCUUGUGCUUCUGAUUGACUUUGCCCACUCUUGGAAUGAGUCCUGGGUGGAGAAAAUGGAGGAGGGAAACUCUCGCUGCUGGUAUGCAGCUCUUCUGUCUGCCACAGCCAUCAACUAUGCUCUGUCCCUGAUGUCUUUGGUCUUGUUUUAUGUUUAUUACACUCACUCUGAUGGCUGCACUGAGAAUAAAGUCUUCAUCAGCAUUAACAUGCUGCUGUGCGUUGGUGCAUCUGUUAUGUCCAUCCUGCCUAAAAUCCAGGAGUCCCAGCCCAGGUCUGGUCUCUUGCAGUCCUCCAUUGUUACUCUGUACACCAUGUAUCUGACCUGGUCUGCCAUGACUAAUGAACCAGACCGCAGAUGCAACCCUAGCCUGCUUGGCAUUAUUGGCCUCAACAGCACCAGCCCUGCCGGUCAGGACCGUGUUGUUCAGUGGUGGGAUGCCCAGGGCAUUGUGGGUUUGAUCUUGUUCCUGAUGUGUGUGCUGUACUCCAGCAUCCGCAACUCCAGUAAUACUCAAGUGAAUAAACUGACCCUGACCAGUGAUGAAUCUGCUCUGAUCGAGGACGGUCCGGCUCCAGAGAACUUUGAAGUGGGCGAUGGUACCAACCGUGCUAUUGAUAAUGAGAAGGAUGGAGUCACUUACAGCUAUUCUUUCUUCCACUUCAUGCUAUUUUUGGCCUCUCUGUACAUUAUGAUGACACUGACCAACUGGUACAGCCCUGACUCCAACUAUGAGACGAUGACCAGUAAGUGGCCGUCUGUGUGGGUGAAGAUCAGCUCCAGCUGGAUCUGCAUCUCUCUGUACGUGUGGACUCUGAUGGCUCCGCUGGUCCUCACCAACCGCGACUUCGACUGAGAGAAUCCGCCGUUACUUCUGUCAAUAUCCACAUGUAUAGGGAUAAGAGAGUGUAAAUGUAAAUAGUGUUUUGCGCAUUCGGCUAACCCCAUGUGUAUUUUUUUUAUUUUAAAUCUUGCAUGCUUUUACGUAGGUGUUUAUUAGUUGAAAGCUGAACUAAGUGAAGAAUACAGCUUGGGUUUCCUGUGAUGUGAUGUUAAUAUUUCCUUCAUUAACUUGUGUUCUUCCAAAAGAAAUGAAACAUUGAUUAAUAAUCUCUGUGUGGUUUUAAAAAUCUUAAUUUAUUCGUGAGAAGUACACAUGACAAAGCAGGUCAUGUUUUCCAUAAGUCAUAGCAUUGAUCUUUCCUAUAGAACGCACAAUGUAUACAGUGUUGCUUUAGCAUGUGAAAAAUUGGCCUAAAGUUGUAGAUUUUGUCAUGUUUUUUGUCCUUCUCAAUGAUUUGCACCAUGAACAUAUGACUGUAACAGUGCUAACUAAUCCUUUUGCAACUUGCACAUGUUAGUUGUUUGGCACACUAUUCUUUUAUGCUUGUAGCCAAUGUGUGUGUUGAACAAUGUUUUGCACUGGAUAUAUUAUUCUUUGCUGAUAAAACCUAAAUAGCUGACUUGUUUUGCUUUACUUUUUAUUGUAUAUUGUAUUAGGCACGCCAGUGAUUUACUAGAUGGCAGUACCAAUAUCUUUUUUUUUUCUUUUCCUUUUGUUCUUUUGGAUGUCAGUGUUAUAUUUUGCCUUUUGAUGUGCAUUGUAAUCACUCAAAAUUGCAACUUAUUAAAGGUUAAAAAAAUGUA